AUGGGCGUAGCGUACAAGAUGAACAACAACUCAUUCCACUCCUUUUCGCAGCUGCCUCUAGAACUACGCCGUCUCAUCUGGAAACACUGCCUCCCGCAUCGUAUAGCAGAAGAAGACACCCCCAACUUCCUUCUCGACGGCAACGAAUGCCGUCAAGCCUGCUGGGCCAACCGCAUAACGCACCAAAACGCUCAGCCGCCGGCCAUCGCAUUCGUCACCAGCGAGUCUCGGCAAGUCGCGCUGGAACAGGGACGCCGGUUGGAACUGGAAGAGACGACGAGCCUGGAGUCGAUAUGGGUGCAGCCGCGUCGGGAUGUGCUGCACCUCAACUGGACGCGACUGCGCUACGUCGUCUGGGGAAAAUCACGGCGUCAGAAAUAA
Messenger RNA from Aspergillus thermomutatus, 381 nucleotides. RefSeq names its product 2EXR domain-containing protein. Lineage: Eukaryota; Fungi; Ascomycota; Eurotiomycetes; Eurotiales; Aspergillaceae. Bases 1 to 381 code for a protein of 126 amino acids. The transcript has a single exon. The record is from RefSeq and is a predicted model, not a curated record.